GUCGCGCUCACUGGUACAAGGAUUGUGAUCGUUCCCAUUAUUCAACUAAUUUUGCUAGAUAUUUCCUAAUUCACGACUUUUCUCAUUCCAUUUUAAUUCACAAUUCUUAAGGAUAAAGGCAUAAAAUUAGAAAGAUGGUUUCGUUGUUGAGGGUCAAGGGUCUUCGGAUGUCUUCACAGAAACAAGAGACUCUUUUGAAACUGACAGUGCUUUCACUGGCUGCUGUUUUAUCAUUUGCAACCCGUCUAUUUUCGGUUCUACGAUACGAGAGUGUCAUCCACGAAUUUGACCCUUACUUCAAUUAUAGAACCACGAAAUUCCUCGCUGAAGAGGGUUUUUAUGCUUUUCAUAAUUGGUUCGACGACAGAGUAUGGUAUCCACUGGGCAGGAUCAUCGGAGGUACCAUCUACCCAGGAUUGAUGAUAACAUCAGCUACAAUCUACCGAUUACUCCAGAUGCUCAACAUUCCCAUAGAUAUUCGCAACGUCUGUGUAUUCCUCGCGCCAUUAUUUUCUAGUUUCACAACAAUUGUGACCUAUCACCUGACAAAAGAGCUGAAAGACUCGGCAUCAGGUCUCUUCGCAGCAUCGAUGAUUGCCAUAGUCCCCGGAUAUAUCUCGAGAUCAGUGGCUGGAUCCUACGACAAUGAGGGUAUUGCUAUAUUCUGUAUGCUCUUCACCUACUACAUGUGGAUAAAAGCUGUAAAAACUGGUGCUAUUUUUUGGUCCACGUGCGCUGCUCUCGCAUACUUCUACAUGGUCUCCUCCUGGGGUGGCUACGUGUUCCUCAUCAAUUUGAUUCCUCUUCACGUCCUAACGUUGAUGGUUACUGGACGCUUUUCACAUAGAAUUUAUACCGCUUACAGUAUACUCUACUGUAUUGGUACCAUUCUGUCAAUGCAGAUCUCGUUUGUGGGAUUCCAGCCUGUGCAGAGCUCUGAACAUAUGCUUGCCCUCGGAGUCUUUGGACUGUGUCAAAUUCAUGCUCUAGUCGACUAUCUUCGCAGUAAACUUACAGAAAACGAUUUUGAUCUCUUAUUCCGGGGACUGAUCGCCUCUAUGUUAACAAUAUCAUGCGUCGUGGGUGGAGUACUAACAAUCACCGGGAAAAUAUCGCCCUGGACAGGACGAUUUUACUCACUGCUCGAUCCAUCCUACGCGAAAAAUCAUAUUCCAAUAAUUGCUUCAGUCUCUGAGCAUCAACCUACCUCAUGGAGUUCGUUCUACUUCGAUCUACAAAUUCUGGUGUUCCUGUUUCCGGUUGGACUGUAUUUCUGCUUCUCGAAACUCACAGAUUCCAAUAUUUUUCUUAUUCUUUAUGGAGUUACGAGUCUCUACUUUGCUGGUGUUAUGGUGCGUCUGAUGCUAGUACUUGCGCCAGUAAUGUGCAUCCUAGGAGGAAUUGGAGCAUCUUCCUUAUUAUUAACCUACAUGAAGCAAUUGGAGAGUAGCAAAGUGGUCGACAAAAAAUCCCGGAAAUUUGAAAACAAUUACGUCCUCAGAAGUGAAAUUUCCAUGUUAUUCAUAGCUGUAAUGUGCAUUCUAUUUUUCUCGUAUACACUUCAUUGCACAUGGGUAACUGCCGAGGCGUACAGCUCACCGAGUAUAGUACUGUCAGCUAGAUCGCCUGACGGCGGAAGAAUGAUAUUCGAUGACUUCAGGGAAGCCUACUACUGGUUACGUAUGAAUACACCUGAGGACUCGAAAGUUAUGUCGUGGUGGGAUUAUGGGUAUCAGAUAACUGCCAUGGCUAAUCGCACGAUCCUAGUGGAUAAUAAUACCUGGAAUAAUACGCAUAUAUCGCGAGUGGGACAGGCUAUGGCUAGCUCUGAGGAGAAGGCUUAUGAGAUCAUGAGGGAGCUGGAUGUUAACUAUGUGCUUGUCAUCUUUGGAGGAUUGACUGGUUAUUCCUCUGACGAUAUCAAUAAAUUCCUCUGGAUGGUCAGAAUCGGUGGCAGCACAGAGGAAGGGAAAACGAUCACCGAAUGGGAUUAUUAUAAUCCCUCCGGUGAAUUCAGAGUAGACAAAGAUGGCUCGCCGAUUCUUCUCAACUGCCUCAUGUACAAAAUGUGUUACUACAGAUUUGGACAGGUGUACACAGAGGGUGGUAAACCAUCUGGCUACGAUAGGGUUCGCAACAUGGAAAUCGGAAACAAGGACUUUGAGUUGGAAACGUUAGAAGAGGCCUACACCACUGAACACUGGCUCGUGCGCAUUUACAAAGUUAAAGACUUGAAGAACAGGGGAAAUUAGGAAAGGAAUCUUUCAUUCUCGGGGACACUCCGAGUUUUUGUCACUUCCACAUGUCUCUCCCUCGAAUUAUCACAUAAAAGUGAUGGCAUUACGAAUCUACUCCUCUCUACUUUUCGUUUUUUAAUUGAAUUAAUUUAAGUGGUACGGAGUACUGAUACAUGCUACGUAUUUUCUGUAAUAUUUUACAUACAGCGAAGUUUUUAUAUGAAACAGGAAGGAUAAUUGAGAUUGGUGAAUAAUCGGAUAUGUCGAAGCACAAAUACAAUAGUCUCAAUACAUUGCUCA
Molecule: messenger RNA, 2537 nt
Organism: Diachasma alloeum
Lineage: Eukaryota; Metazoa; Arthropoda; Insecta; Hymenoptera; Braconidae
Gene: Stt3A
Product: dolichyl-diphosphooligosaccharide--protein glycosyltransferase subunit STT3A
Exons: 7
Coding region: 135-2252 (705 amino acids)
Biological process (GO): post-translational protein modification
Cellular component (GO): membrane
Molecular function (GO): dolichyl-diphosphooligosaccharide-protein glycotransferase activity
Source: RefSeq, a predicted model, not a curated record